Messenger RNA from Filobasidium floriforme, 1958 nucleotides. RefSeq names its product DNA polymerase Delta, small subunit. Gene Ontology annotation, biological process: DNA strand elongation involved in DNA replication; DNA replication. Gene Ontology annotation, molecular function: DNA binding. Bases 124 to 1785 code for a protein of 553 amino acids. Lineage: Eukaryota; Fungi; Basidiomycota; Tremellomycetes; Filobasidiales; Filobasidiaceae. The transcript is spliced from 9 exons. The record is from RefSeq and is a predicted model, not a curated record. Gene Ontology annotation, cellular component: delta DNA polymerase complex.
GUGCCCCUUGGGCUUUGUUCGACCUCUUGACCUCCCAGAAAUCAAGAAAUCCUGAAAUCACUCGUCAUCGUUGCAUCGACCCGAUCUUCCUGAAACUGUCACUAGCGUUUUAUUGUGCCCACCAUGUCUGUAGAAGACCAUCUGCUCGACGAUAUCGAGCCAAAUAGCGUGACGACCCGCACCCACAUACCCUACAAACCGCUCGCAUCGCUCAACGACCCGUUCGUCCUGAACGACAUCGCUACCCGGAACUACAAGACACAGUAUGCCAACAUCUACUUUACAAGACUGCUCAAGCUGCGACCCCUCGUCGCAAAGGUAGCUAACGAGAGAUGGGCGGAGACGCCAGGGAAACCGAAGCUCCUGAAGCGGAUCCUCAACGUCGAACGAACAAAGCUAUGCUACAUCAUUGGAACGAUCUACAUGGAAAUGCCUCUCAAGCCGAAUAUUCUGGAAGAUAUGGGCAGAGAUCACUGGAUUGCUGCACCUCCACCCCGCAGAAAGAUCUUUUCACCUGAAGACGUAGUGCAUCUCGAGGAUGAGUCUGGCAGGGUGACUCUGGUAGGAAAACGCCUGAGAAAAGAGGUCGAGCGACCAGGCGGAGGAUUGGUUACAGGCGUCGUAACGGCUUGUCUCGGCAUGGAGAACGCUUCAGGAGAUUUCGAGGUCAUCGACCUUUGCUUUGGUGGCCUACCUCCUUUAGCCUCCCCUAGCUCGCUGAAACCCGUCAAGCCGUUGCAAACGGACACCAAGCAAAACGUCAACAAGGGCAAGGGCAAGGCUAAACAGGUCGUUCCAGACGAGGAUGUGGAUAUGGACGCGGACAGUGUGACGCAGAACGUCGAUAUGGAAACGAAAGACGGAGAGCCCCAGUGGGUGGCGUUGAUUUCGGGCUUAUCGGCGGGAUCGAGCGAAGUACCAGAGGAUCUCAAGGGGCAGCUGUUGUCGGAAUGGCUAACAGGAGAGCUUGGGGGCGUCGAUGAUCAGAUAGAUGGAGCAAAAGUGGGCCGGAUAAUUCUGGCAGGAAACAGUCUAUCACAACCGGUUCGAAACGAGGAUGACAGGAAGCCCAAACGAUACGGAUACGACUCUUCUACCUACACAGCACACCCUACCAGCACCCUGGACGCCCUGCUUACAGACCUUCUCACUGCCGGCCUACCGGUACACAUUGUUCCUGGCCCUGAAGAUCCAGUCGGCUCGACGUUACCACAACAACCAUUCCCGCGGUCAAUGUUGAGGAAUGCUGCUAUGGGAGGUGGCAAGGCGUUGACGAUGGAGACGAAUCCAUGUUGGUUGGAGUUGGGCGGCAAGAGUUUCUUGGGAGCUGGAGGACAAGCAUUGGACGACAUCUACAAGUACCUGCCUUCGGAUGAUCGCCUGUCGAUGGCCCGAAGAACGCUUGAAUGGAGACACAUCGCUCCGACCGCACCAGAUACGUUGUGGUGCUUCCCCUUCUCGGAUAAGGAUCCUUUCAUCAUUGAGCGACGACCGAACGUGUAUUUCUGGGGCAAUCAGCCAGAGUUCCGAACGGCAUUGGUUGGUGAAUCGGACGCACCUACACGAAUCGUCCUGCUACCCCGCUUCGCCGAGACCGGACUUGUUACCCUCAUCAACAUUGCCUCUCGCAACCUCGAAUGCAAGACGGUGUCGAUCGGGAUUCCCGAAUGGGACAAGAAGACCAAGAUCGAGCUGUCCGAGGAAGAGGUCGAGGCUGAACGAGCGAGGACAGCCGUUGUCAGAAGCGAUCUGGACAUGAUGAAUGACGAAGGUGGGGACUGGUAAGCUUCACCGAGACGGAUAGAUCACGAUCGUACAACGGUUAGAGCAUGGUAUAAUAAAGUACAACGAGAUUUCCCUGGGUAUUGCCUUGUUUACGUCCCUGGUAUUGCCAAUCCUUGAAGUCGUAAUCAUGACUAGUUGUAAUUUCUCAUAUCCUGCGAGCCCAAAGCACAGAU